This is a messenger RNA of Symsagittifera roscoffensis, 1099 nucleotides long. RefSeq names its product LDLR chaperone boca-like. The record is from RefSeq and is a predicted model, not a curated record. The transcript is spliced from 3 exons. NCBI's taxonomy places the organism in Eukaryota, Metazoa, Xenacoelomorpha, Acoela, Convolutidae. Bases 67 to 657 code for a protein of 196 amino acids. Gene Ontology annotation, biological process: protein folding.
UUAUUUAUGCUUGAAGAGUUUUGUAGUUGAUGUGUGAGACAUUAACUUAACAGCUGGUUGGUUAUUAUGGCAGUGAUGAAAUUAACAGCUGGUUCAUAUUUGUUGAUGAUGACGACGAUGACAUGCUUCGCAUCUGUUUUCCUUCUGUUUGUUUUGGGGGUCAGGGUGGCUGAGUGUAAAGAGUGGACGGACGAGGAGCUGCGUAAACUUGAAAAACAGUGGGCAGUACAAGACGGUGAAGAGGAUGAAGAAACAGAGAGGAUCCGGUUAAUGGAGGAGAAACGAGCCAAAAAGCCGCAGUUGGACCUAAGUAAAAUCUCAUCCAUGAAGCCAGAGGACAUUCUGGCUGCCACCAAAGCAGGACAGCCCCUUAUGAUGUUCGCCCAGGUAGACAAAAAGCUGAGUGAGAAAGAAGCCGAUGCAAUUUCUGACGUGUGGCACACUGGAAUCAAAAACGGCGGAAUUGGCGUGCAGAGAUUCAGUGUAGGCGACAACAGAUUCAUAUUCAUGUUUGAAGACGGCGCUGAAGCAUUCAAAGCCAAGUCGUUCAUAAUUGACCAACCCGAGUGUCUUUCAGUUGAAAUUGAAAAUCAGAAGACAAUUGGAAGAGCGCACCCUGAUUAUGGAAAAAAGGAUAAGACAAAAACGGAAUUGUGACGGAUUAUUUAACCCAAAUGUGCUGUUUGAUCCAAAAAGUUGUGCUUUUAUGCCUUCGAAUUUUUGGUUUUACUUUCUAUUUUAUAAUCUUUUUCAAUGUAUUGUAGUUUAAAUUCUGCGAAAAGUUAUGGAAGCUGAAACCGAUUAAAGUAGCAAUACAAUAAAAUGGGUAUAGCUUGCACAGCAGCGCGGAUAUAAAUUACUUUUCACUGAACUCGAGGUAUGAGAAGGAUUUUUGGACUACAGAUACUCUCACGGUUUUCGAGCACCGCGAAGAUAUUUCCAUCUUGUGCAGGCAUGGUGCAUGCUUCGUUUGGACAUGGACAUGUCUGAAUCAGGACUGAGGCAGAUAUGGAUUCUAUCACAAAUGUCAUUUCUUCUAGGUUUCGCGAAACCAAAGUGUCUAGGCUCUUGUACAUAACGGUUGAAUCAGUAGCUAAUU